GCGCCAUCACCCCCCCUCCCCUUGACGUCCGCCCUGGCCUCCGCCGCACCAACCGCCUGCUCUUCUCGCGCCUGUGGGUCCGCCCACCAGCCCUCGGCCAACCACAGCGCGACACGUGGCGCUUCCACCCUGGCACACGGCACCGGCUGAACCAAGCAAAAGCGCGGUGGGAUGAGGCACGGAGGAAGGGGUUUCACCGGCUGCUGCAGGGGUGGCUGCCUCUGCGCUCGCCCAUGGAUGGCUGCUCUGACUGCUUCGUGAGCAGCCCCUUUGGGCCCAGAUGGGGGUCCUUUCAUCGGGGCGUUGACGUGGCCGCAGAGGAGGGAGAGCCAAUCAGAGCGGCUCGCAGUGGCGUGGUGACGCAUGUCGGAGACAUGGACGUGUAUGGCAAUCUGGUCACACUGGCGCACGAGGCGGGCUUCACCACCCACUACGCGCACUGCUCCAAGAUGCUCGUGCAAGCGGGCCAGAGGGUGCGAGCAGGGCAGGUGGUGGCGCUGGUGGGCAACACUGGUCGGUCCAUGGGGCCGCAUCUGCACUUUGAAGCUUCCCCCUCCCAUGGCUCCGCGAUCUACAUCGUCCGCCUGCGCUCUGCACCACCCAUUGCCUCGUACCGCGGCGGAUUCGCCGGCUACCCGACAACGGCCGCUUGGGACAACAACCCUAACGGCCACACUCCAGGCGCCGCAUCAAGCGAUGAGGCCGGCGAUGGCGUUGGCGCGGCUUCUGUUCCAAGCAACGGUGGCGUUGGCACUGCGUCUGUUGCUCCUGCUGCUGCGGCUGCUGCCACUGCCACCAGCGGUUCAGGGGGCACAAACCGUCCGCUGUGGCGGCCGCGGUUGAACGUGAGGGCGCCGGGCGUGAGGGCGUUCAAGCAGCUGCUGCAGCGCAUGCAACAGGCCGUGCUGAGAGACAGCGGGGUGGCUGCCGGGAAGAUGCGUGGUGCUGCAGCAGCGCAUGCAAAGGGCGGUAAUGCAGCAGCGCAUGCAAAGGGCGGUAAUGCAGCAGCGCAUGCAAAGGGCGGUAAUGCAGCAGCGCAUGCAAAGGGCGGUAAUGCAGCAGCGCAUGCAAAGGGCGAUAAUGCAGCAGCGCAUGCAAAGGGCGAUAAUGCAGCAGCGCAUGCAAAGGGCGGUAAUGCAGCAGCGCAUGCAAAGGGCGGUAAUGCAGCAGCGCAUGCAAAGGGCGAUAAUGCAGCAGCGCAUGCAAAGGGCGGUAAUGCAGCAGUGCAUGCAAAGGGCGAUAAUGCAGCAGCGCAUGCAAAGGGCGGUAAUGCAGCAGCGCAUGCAAAGGGCGAUAAUGCAGCAGCGCAUGCAAAGGGCGGUAACAGCUACGUGCACACGGACAAUGGCUUCUCGGCGGCCCUCACGGCAGCGCAGGUGCAGCGCAUGAGGCGGCACCCCUCUGUGGCAUCUGUCACACUCUCUCGCACCAUCACACGCCGCCGCGCCGUCACUACCGCCGCCGACGGGCACAAGUCUCUCAACCUGCCCCACGCCCGUGCUGCUGAUGUUGCCGCUCCCGCUGUUGCCACCCCCGCUGCUGCCACCCCCGCUGCUGCUGCUGCCACUCCUGCUGGAGCGCCGAGUGAUGGCGAAGGCACGGUGAUUGGAAUUCUGGACAGCGGCGUUUGGCCGGAGCACCCCUCCUUUGACGACACUGGCUACAGCAGCACGCCCCCUGCCGGGUGGGCGGGCACGUGUCCCACUACAAGCGACUUCGCUUGUAACAACAAGAUCAUCGGAGGGGGCAUCUUUCGCGCGGGGUUUGAGAGCGAAUAUGGAGGACAGGGCCCACACGAUGACGAGUGGGCCUCCCCGCGCGAUUCUGAUGGCCAUGGCACGUGGUGUGCCGGAGCGGCAGCGGGCAACAGCGGCGUGGAGGUGCUUGGCGGAGGCACCAUCAGUGGCGUGGCUCCCCGGGCACGCCUGGCCGUCUACAAGGUGUAUUGGUAUCUGGGCGGCCCUGGCGAGUCUGUCACUACCGACGCAGAUGUCUUUGCAGCCGUUGAUCAGGCAGUGGCGGACGGUGUGGAUGUGCUCACCUUGUCCCUGGACAACACGAACAAAAACGCGGACUGGGAUCAGUUUGACAAGUGGAAUUGGACCUACUUUGACGACGUGCCUUUCAUCGGCGCUCUUGCGGCCGGGGUGACUGUGUCUUUUGCAGUGGGCGAUGAGGGGAGGUCCUUUUACCGUUACCUGUACGGUCCUUUCCCUGCCAUUGACAACUUUGCACCCUACUAUAUCAGCGUGGGGGCCAGUACCGUGCCCCAGGAAUCCCUCACUUCAUCGUCUACAACAACAGCAGCAGCGUUAGAAUCUCCAGCAAACACCACAGGCCCAUCAGCAUCAACACUGCUGGGAACCCAACUCCCCACCACCAUCUCCCCUGCAGCCACCUCCCUCCCCAUGGUUCCCGAAUGGUCCUCCACCAGCCCUCUUGCCGCGCGGGGCUGCACUGUCUGCCGCCCGAAGAAAGCCCGCCCCUCCAACACCAUUCUCAAGCCCGACAUCAUCGCCCCGGGGGCCGACAUCCUUGCGGCUGCUCCCGGGACAACCGUCGGCGAGACGGGGUCGUUUUCGGCUUACAAUAACGAGACUGCCGUGGCGGCGGCGCAUGUGGCCAGUGUGGCUGCUCUGAUCAUCCAGCAGCAUCUUGAUUGGACGCCAGCGCAGGUCAUGUCUGCCAUGAUGACGACAGCUGGCAGUACAGACAACAGCAACAGAAUGAUCCGGAAUGUGAACGGCAAGCCGGCGACUCUGUGGCAGAUGGGAGCGGGGCAUGUGUUUCCCGCUAGGGCGCUUGACCCUGGGCUGACCUACGAUGCCGGGGAGCAAGAUUUCCGCAACUUUCUUGCUGGGAUGAAUUUCACAAUGGCCCGAGAGGCAUUCGGGCAGGUGCCACUGAAACCCAUUGCAGCGAGGCACCUAAACCGGCCGUCUAUCUCGCUGGUGAACAUACCACUGGUAGUGAAUAAACUCGCCGCUAGGCGGACUGUGACGAGUGUCUCAGGCACCACAUCGACGUAUAGGGUGACGGUUACUGUCCCUGAGGCAGUGAGAGUGAGGGUGGUGCCAUCGCAGUUCACCAUAGCGCCGGGGCAACGGGUCAGUUUCAAAGUGAAGGUUGUGGUGAGGAGGACGUUCAACAACUUCAAGUAUGUGUCGCGUUAUUAA
Messenger RNA from Closterium sp. NIES-65, 3176 nucleotides. The record is from the annotation of a GenBank genome assembly. NCBI's taxonomy places the organism in Eukaryota, Viridiplantae, Streptophyta, Zygnematophyceae, Desmidiales, Closteriaceae.